CUCUCGGCUAAGUUUAGAGCAGAAAGAAAAACAGCGUCGUCCGCAGCGAGAAAACCCCGGCUCAGCCCUAACUCUCCGCACUCGCUUUUGGAUUCGAACCCAGCACCCUGUGACCUCUCCUGGCCUCAGUUUCCCUAUUUAUCCACAGUUGUGCCUUUUCCAGAACCUUUGGGGAGAGGGGAGGGAGGGGUAGGUGGUAGCCAUUCCCGGGCCUCCCCCUCGGAUCGCAGGUUUAGGGUAUCCACCGCCAGUACCCCGCCCCCAAGAGUCUCCGCCACUCACUCCGCCAGCUCCAAGGCCGGGGAAGCGCAAGGAAGCCCCGCCCCUCCGGGUGACGUCACGAGGCGGGAAUUCAGAAGCUCUGGGAGUAGGGACUUCUGCGAGAGCCCAACUCGAAACGGACCGAGAGCGAUCGGACACAGCCGAACAUCCGAAUGGGGCCGGACUAAACCGAAUGUGCCUGACAUGGCUUGAGCGCCACCCCGACUUGCUCGAAAACCUCGUGCGGCCGGACACAGCCGAACAUGCCCGAAAACUUCCGAACAUACCCGAGCGCAGUCGGAGGUAGCCAAAUUCGGCUGAACUCACCCGACCGAACUCAGCGGGAAGAGGCCCAAUCCUGUAAGACCAGACCCUCAGAGAACCCAGAUUCUUGGGCUUCCCGGGUGGCUCAGACGCUUGGACCUGGAAAAUGGGCUCUCGUGUGGGAGAAGCAUCCUGGACCCUCAGGCCGGAUCUGGCUUUGGCCAGAUCAUCCAAGCACCUGCCCAGCACAGUCAGAGGCGGGAGUCCUUCCUGUACCGCUCAGACAGUGACUAUGAACUCUCAUCCAAAACCAUGUCUCGGAACUCCUCCAUGGCCAGCGACCUACACGGAGAAGACCUGAUUGUGACGCCCUUUGCCCAGGUCCUAGCCAGUCUGCGGACAGUUCGAAGCAACGUUGCGGCCCUUGCCGGCUUGCAAGAUCGCGGGGCAGCCAAGCAGGCGUGCGUCUGUAACACCCCAUCUGGCAGCCAGCCCCCUCCACCAAAAGAAGACACUGGGCAGAAGCUGGCUUUGGAGACACUGGACGAGCUGGACUGGUGUCUGGAUCAGCUGGAGACUUUGCAGACGCGGCACUCAGUGGGGGAGAUGGCCUCCAACAAGUUCAAGCGGAUGCUGAACCGGGAGCUGACUCACCUGUCUGAAACCAGCCGUUCAGGGAAUCAAGUGUCCGAGUACAUAUCCCAGACCUUCCUGGAGCAGCAGACUGAGGUGGAGUUACCCAGGGCGACCCCCGCGGAGACCCCGCAGCCCGUGUCCCAGAUCAGCAGCCUGCGUGGACUUCCCCACAGUUCCAGUCUUUCCACAGCCACCGUCCCACGCUUUGGGGUCCAGACGGAUCAGGAGGGGCAGCUGGCCAAGGAACUGGAAGACACCAGCAAGUGGGGGCUUGAUGUGUUCAAGGUGGCAGAGCUAAGUGGGAACCGGCCUCUCACAGCUAUCAUGUUCAGCAUCUUUCAGGAACGGGACCUGCUCAAGACAUUUCAGAUCCCAGCAGACACGCUUGCCACCUACCUACUGAUGCUGGAGGGCCACUACCACAACGAUGUGGCCUACCACAACAGCCUACAUGCUGCUGACGUGGCCCAGUCCACACACGUGCUGCUCGCCACACCUGCGCUCGAGGCCGUGUUCACAGACCUGGAAGUCCUGGCUGCCAUCUUUGCAAGUGCCAUCCACGAUGUGGACCAUCCAGGAGUCUCCAAUCAGUUUCUCAUUAACACCAACUCAGAGCUUGCACUUAUGUACAAUGAUGCCUCCGUGCUGGAGAACCACCACCUAGCUGUGGGCUUCAAGCUGCUGCAAGCAGAGAACUGUGACAUCUUUCAGAACCUCAGCACCAAGCAGCGGCUGAGCCUGCGCAAGAUGGUCAUUGACAUAGUGCUGGCCACGGACAUGUCCAAACACAUGAAUCUCCUGGCUGACCUCAAGACCAUGGUGGAGACCAAGAAGGUGACAAGUCUUGGAGUCUUGCUGCUAGACAACUAUUCUGAUCGCAUCCAGGUCUUGCAAAGCCUCGUGCACUGUGCUGACCUCAGCAACCCCACCAAGCCGCUACCACUCUACCGCCAGUGGACAGACCGUAUCAUGGCCGAGUUCUUCCAGCAGGGCGACUCUGAACGGGAAUCAGGCCUGGACAUCAGCCCCAUGUGUGAUAAGCACACAGCUUCAGUGGAGAAGUCCCAGGUGGGUUUCAUUGACUAUAUUGCCCAUCCACUGUGGGAGACAUGGGCUGACCUGGUACACCCAGAUGCACAGGACCUGCUGGACACUCUGGAGGACAACCGCGAGUGGUACCAGAGCAAGAUCCCACGCAGCCCUGAGGACCCCACCAGCCCCAAGCAGGGUAGCCCUGACAGAUUUCAGUUUCAGCUCACUCUGGAGGAGGCAGAAGAAGAGGAGGAAGCAUUGGAUGGGGAGGCCUCAAAGUCACCUGACACUGAGCUCCCAUCCUCUGAGGCCAGCCCAGACCCUGGGGCCCCACACCUGGAUUACCAGAGGACUGUGGGCAAGCCCUGCACGGACCAUGAGGGCAAUGCAAUGGCUGAACCUUUGGGCACCUAAAGGCCCCUGAUGGGUGGGUGGACUUUCCAGGAAGAGGUCCCAGGUGGCCCCUGCCUUGCCUCCGCAGGGAGACAACUGGGCUUUUUGCUACAGGCAGGUCUCAGGGUUGAAUCGGAGGCACCUGACUGGGGUCCACUCUGACCCUGGGAUCAGCUGAGAGAGCUCUCCAAGGAGCUGGGCUGGUGGGGGGGCAGCGUCUUCCAGGGCCCUUGUGUUCUCCCCUCCUGGACUUCCACCCCUGGUGUGGAAAGGGAGUGUCUGCCAGGCACCUUUGUCCAUCUUGUCCAGUGGUCACUCUUGAGCCACUCCAUCACUUUAUUCUUUCAUGCUUUAUCAGAUAUUUACUGGGCACGUACUGUGUGCCAGGCCUGUGCCUGUUAGGUGCCUCUGGGGUACCUCUGCACGAGGAGAUGGGGAAUCAGUCUCGAGGAGAUGACCCCUCCCUUAGACACCUCCCCUAAGUCUACCAGGCAGGCAGCUCACUGAAAGAGAACAAGAAUUUGAAUGGGGGAGUUCUCAGCACCAAACUUCAUCUGGACCCAAUUCUGGCUCUGGAGUUCUGGUGGUGAUAGGGGGGUGAUGGUAGGGGCCAAGGAAGAGAGGGCUCUGUGUCAGGAACUGUCUCUGAACGUUGAUUUAGCCUUCACUGCUUGUGCCCUGGAUGUUGCUUUAAGUUGCUGUGGUUUCUGUCUUCAGGUCUAAGGAUCCUGGUUCUCCCUGGCCCCAGGGCCUCCUGCUGGCUCCCUCAUAGUCUCUCCGUUUUCUAGAACAGUAACAAAAGCACAGGAUUCUCCUUCAAGGAAGGUUCUCUCCAUCUUCUGAUUCUGAGGCUGUCUAGACUCCCCACAGGGAAAAGGAGGCCUCUGACUUUCUUGUGAGUCAUCACCCCUUCUGGGCUUCAGUUUCCCCUCUAUGGCCUGAUCCUGGUACUUGGGUAAAUAAUGGUUGGAGGGUGAUGUGUGUGACCUCCCUGAAAUAUCUUAGAAAUAUGGGGCAUUUGCUUGGAUUAAAAUAAACUUUAUCACACAGAA
Molecule: messenger RNA, 3638 nt
Organism: Bubalus bubalis (water buffalo)
Lineage: Eukaryota; Metazoa; Chordata; Mammalia; Artiodactyla; Bovidae
Gene: PDE4C
Product: phosphodiesterase 4C
Exons: 15
Coding region: 838-2607 (589 amino acids)
Biological process (GO): signal transduction
Cellular component (GO): nucleus; cytosol; perinuclear region of cytoplasm
Molecular function (GO): 3',5'-cyclic-AMP phosphodiesterase activity
Source: RefSeq, a predicted model, not a curated record